AUGGGAAAGCGACUGCAUCUUCCGGACUACCAGCUAAACGUUGCUCAGUCGAAUACCGAGACAGAGGACCUCCCAGAACAAGCUACCGAGCUUGUGCGUCGUCUUCACUCCUUCAUGUCCAAGAGGGAAUUGGAGGAAAAAUGGGCUUUUGUGACGAUUGCUACAGGCACUGAAGAGGCUACCGAGCUUGUGCGUCGUCUUCACUCCUUCAUGUCCAAGAGGGAAUUGGAGGAAAAAUGGGCUUUUGUGACGAUUGCUACAGGCACUGAAGAGUUCUGCAAUCACUGCGACACUCCUAAUCACUCUUCCAUUCGACGUGCACUGGGCAUUCUUCGCAAAGGCAUUCCUAAAGCUUUCGUCGUUCUUCUCGGGCCAGUACACGUCGCUUCAUCCUACGAGCUGCAUAUAAAUCUUCUCAGGUCCUCUUACUAA
Messenger RNA from Ostertagia ostertagi, 432 nucleotides. The record is from the annotation of a GenBank genome assembly. NCBI's taxonomy places the organism in Eukaryota, Metazoa, Nematoda, Chromadorea, Rhabditida, Trichostrongylidae.